AUGUCCUCUUCGUCAUCAUCAUCGUCUUUUGAUUCGUUCGGUUCCGAUGAUUAUGAUGAUGUCGUUGAAAGUGCGGUUGUUGCGGCCGUUACUUUGGCCAUUCGGGUCACGCAAGAGGAGGAGGAGGAAGAAGAAGAAGAGAGACCGCGUUUUAGAAGAAGGGUGGUUCUUGUACGUCAUCGGGCAGAGGUGCAAGAGAACUUGAUGCGAGACUACUUCGUGGAUCAACCGACUUACACCCCGAGACAAUUUAGACGACGGUUUAGAAUGCAUAAGCGUUUAUUUUUAAAGAUUGUAGGCGACAUGGAAGGGGAGUAUAGAUAUUUUCAACAACGAGUGAACACCGCAGGAAAGUUAGGUUUUACCGCACUUCAAAAGUGUACAGCCGCAAUUCGACAACUAGCAUACAGCGUGGCGAGCGAUUUGCUAGACGAGUUGAUGGUCCUCGAAUGCACUACUUAUGUUUUAAUUAUACGCGACAAGAAACUGAGGAGACUUGCUGGAUGA
Erigeron canadensis is the source of this 507-nucleotide messenger RNA. RefSeq lists its product as uncharacterized. Lineage: Eukaryota; Viridiplantae; Streptophyta; Magnoliopsida; Asterales; Asteraceae. Bases 1 to 507 code for a protein of 168 amino acids. The transcript has 2 exons. The record is from RefSeq and is a predicted model, not a curated record.